AUGGGGCGUUCAUUAUCAUUAGCUUUAGCUGCAUUACUUGUAUCGUCAUGCUUUGCUGCUCAAGUCAGCAUUGUGCAAAGAUUCGGUGGAUAUUUGUUUCCUCGUGCUGUCGAAACUGAUAUAGACGAGUGUCGUGAAACCAACGGUUAUGAAAAUGACAUUCUGACUCGAUUCACUGGUAUUUUCUUUGGUAAUUUCUACACUGGCGGUGGUACCGAUAUCUUGGGCGGUCUUGCUGUACAGGGCAAUAUGCAUGCUCCCAAUUACGUGGUGAAUGCUAAUCAUGGUGCUGAUUGUAGUGAUCCUGGCUCAUUUAACUCUUAUAAUCUCGUUGUCGGAGGCAUUGUUGACACCUUUAAUACUCAUGUUCAUGGUAAUGCCUUUCUCAACUUGGGUGGAACAAUCGAAGAAGUUUUGGAGUUGGAUGCCGGCUGUUUUGUUACUGAUCAAUUAGGCACUGGCAACUUUGAUUUUGACAUCGUCAAGCAAAUGUCGAUCAAGUCCAACCAAGAUUUUGCUACUCUUCAACCUACUAUCGUGCUUGAGUCUGACGGUUCAUUGACUGAGCUUCGUGAGGGGCAACUAGCCAACUAUGAGAUUAUCACCUUCCAUUCUUGUAAUGGUGUUCUCUGUAGCUCAUACCCUGACAUUGAGUCAGAUCCCUUUGCCAUUCUAUUCAGACAAGGCAAUUGGAAUGGUAUCCAAGGCUCAGAAAUUGAUCCUGACAAGACUUAUGUAUUGAAUAUUCCUGUCAGAGAUGGCGAUACCAUUGAAAUUGAUGGCAACAAUCCAAAACUGCCAACCAAUUUUGGUGGUUUUACCUUGGCACCAAGAGGGCACAUUGUCGACGGCUCCGUAGGCAACUUCUCUGGUAAUCUCAUUGGCCUGGACUAUACCUGGGAGAACCUGAAUGCAGGUGUAGAAAUACGCGAUUACACUGCUGCAGGUGGCAACUGUGAUCAAUACUUGGGUUGUGUACCUGUGCAUGUCACUAGUGACCCUCCUGCUGUCUCCAUUCCUUCAACAAUUACUUCCAGCAGUUCAAGAACCAGAACCAGAACAUGGACUAGCACGGAACCAAUUCCAAAUACAUCUGAAACGACAACUGUAACAUACUCACCAGCCCCUGAACCAUCAGAUGGUGUCAUCGCCAGUGAAUAUAGCCCAUGCCCUGCUGAUUACACAGAGACAGUUACAAGUGUCACUACCACUACUACUUCUGUUGGCAAUCUAAUAGAUACUACUACUUUAAUUGUUCCUGAUGUCACCGGUACAACCACAGUAAAUGAAGGUAUAUUGACAUUGACUGAGAGCGGCACUACCAUCACAGCAAUUAUACAGGCAACAAAGACCAGAACUCUUGUGCUCAUUCGACCUACUACCCGAGUUGAAUACACCUGUUCAGACCCUGAAUCUAUUUGUGAAUUAGAAACGAAGACUGUUAGAGAAGAAUGCACGAAAGAUUAUGACCAUGAUCAUCAUCAUCAUCACCACGACAAGGACAAAAACCAUGGCCGUGAUGAAGAUGAGUAUGAUGAAGACGAUGAAGACGAUGAAGAUGACAAGAAAAAGUGGCACAAGAACGACGAUGAUGAAGAAUACGACGAUGACAAGCAUUGGAAGGGCAAACAAGACUAA
Molecule: messenger RNA, 1638 nt
Organism: Mucor velutinosus
Lineage: Eukaryota; Fungi; Mucoromycota; Mucoromycetes; Mucorales; Mucoraceae
Exons: 8
Coding region: 1-1638 (545 amino acids)
Source: RefSeq, a predicted model, not a curated record